This is a messenger RNA of Stereum hirsutum FP-91666 SS1, 890 nucleotides long. RefSeq names its product DUF1783-domain-containing protein. The coding region runs from base 12 to 641 and encodes 209 amino acids. Gene Ontology annotation, cellular component: mitochondrial inner membrane. The transcript has 5 exons. NCBI's taxonomy places the organism in Eukaryota, Fungi, Basidiomycota, Agaricomycetes, Russulales, Stereaceae. The record is from RefSeq and is a predicted model, not a curated record. Gene Ontology annotation, biological process: mitochondrial respiratory chain complex IV assembly.
CCUCAACCACCAUGUACUCCCUACGGUCCCUUUCUAGAACACACUCAGGACUCACAAUACCUCUGCGGACACGAACCGUAGCCCCGAAUCCACUUCGUUCACUUCCCUUCCGACGAACGUACGCGACCGGAGAACUUCCAAGACCUCCACCUUCAACACCCCCACCCGCAGAAACCUUCGACGGUCCGUCCAAACCUCGGGAGUACUACCAUCGUCCUCCACAGCGGGACUUGCCUCCAUACCGUCGAGUAUGGCCGACCUUGCUCCUGCUUAGUACGGCCGGCGUCUCCGUCUGGGCGGUGUUCCUCACGUAUAUGGCGAACCAAGAGAGGCUGUCGACGUCGGUUAUGAAGAGGAUCGUGACGACGAUUAAGAAUAGUGAGGAGGUGAGGGAGGUGCUUGGGGAGGCGGUGAGGUUGGAGCCGACUUGGUGGUUGAAUGGCGAUCCGUGGGUUACUGGGUCGGUGAGUAUGCUGCAAGGUAGCGUUGACCUUAGCUUCAGAGUGAAGGGACACAAAGGUUCCGGAACACUCUAUUUCACCAGUAUCCGCAAAGGCAAAGGCGAGCCUUGGACAAUCCUCCGCUUCAAAAUAAUCGCCGACAACGGCCAAGUCCUGCACAUAUCCGAAUCGUUGGCUUGAUACUAGCUGCCAAUUUGGGGUGGGAUUCGGACUUGUCGUUUCUUGCAUGGUAUGGCAUGUACAUUAGAGCCGUCAUAUUAUCUCUCAUCUUUCUUUCGAACCGAGCAAUGCAUCAACACACACCAUCACUCCUCGUUCAUCAUCGUUGCCACUUCUCGGAUAUUCUAGCGUGUCAGGUCAGUAUGGUACUUAUUACUGUGACAUUAGGCCAGCGCUCGAGUGGGUUUCCUUGCCGGGUCAAUGCAGGAG